Molecule: messenger RNA, 306 nt
Organism: Anisakis simplex (herring worm)
Lineage: Eukaryota; Metazoa; Nematoda; Chromadorea; Rhabditida; Anisakidae
Source: the annotation of a GenBank genome assembly
AUGGCGAGUCGUUGUUUUCGGUUGGCAAUGUCCGCAGACGCGAAUCACGCCGAAAGUGUCUGCAAUCUGGCCGUUCUGCAGAUGCGAGACGGCAAACUUGAACAGAGUCGAGCGUUGUUUCUGUCGGCAAUUCAAAAAGGACCACAUCUUUUCGAACCACACUUCAAUCUAGCACUACUCACCUAUCAGUUGGGUCAAUUCAACGAGAGCCGUUCACUGGUAAUGAAAGCACUCGAGAUUUUUCCGGAUCACAUCUACUCGAAAACACUUCUUGGACACAUCGAGCAGUUGUACACUAUACUUUAG